GUUGUUCUCCCAGGAUGGCUAGCAGUGCAAAGUGCGCUAUCCGCGAGGUCGCGAAGGACGUUUGGACGUUCUCAUGCCCCUUCGCUCGCUUCGGACUGUUCCCUGUUGGCGGACGGUCGACUGCGGUAAAGCUUAGCAACGGCGACGUCUGGGUACUGGCAUCUUCGCCUUUGGACGAAGCCACGAAGUCAAAGCUCGGCGAACUCGGUCCUGUGAAGUGGAUCAUUGGUGCUGACGCUGUGCACCACAUGUUCCUAGGUGACUUCAAGAAGCAAUACCCCGACGCGAAAGUCAUCGCGGUGGACGAAGCUAUCAAGAAGAAAGAGAAGGAAGGCUUGAAGUUCGAUGGAGCUUGGGGUGCUGACCCGCCGGACACUAAGUACGGUUUCGAAAACGACAUUCAGCAUUGUUACUUCACGGGGUUCAAGAACAAGGACGUCGCGUUCUUCCACCCUGCAUCGAAGUCAUUGAUAGAAGCCGACCUCCUUUUUAACCUCCCUGCUCGAGAACAGUACUCGAUGACCGGGUCCUCGGGGAAAUUCCCUGUCUUUGGAACUCUGAACCCCUCUAUGUGGGUGCACAAGAAGUUUGCCUGGUCACUCGGGGUCGACAAGGAAGCAAUGAAGCGCGACGUGAAGACCGUUGCAGGGUGGGACUUCGAUCGCAUAAUACCUUGCCAUGGGGAUGUGAUUGAGAAGGACGGGAAGGCUGCCUGGAAGGAGGCGUACAAAUGGUAUUUGGACUAACGCGCAUGUGAAUUCUAUAUGUAUUUUAGGCAUCGUGGGCUCCGCAUGGAAUUCAUCCCGGAUGGUCA
Messenger RNA from Trametes versicolor FP-101664 SS1, 814 nucleotides. RefSeq lists its product as uncharacterized. The transcript has 10 exons. The record is from RefSeq and is a predicted model, not a curated record. Lineage: Eukaryota; Fungi; Basidiomycota; Agaricomycetes; Polyporales; Polyporaceae. The coding region runs from base 15 to 746 and encodes 243 amino acids.